UACUCUUAUUUGGUUAUUUAUUUAAAAAAACAUCCCUAAAAUGAUAUACAUGAUUGCUAUUGACGACAAAUUGUUUACACUUCUUCUAAAUAGCUGUACAUUUUUGCUACCAAAGAAUGGCUACUGAGCUUUCCUCACAGCAAUGGUAUUUUGACUGUAUAAGUUUUAGAUAGAGAUAUUUUCAGCCAAUAAAAUAAAAUACAUGCUAAGUGUGAAAUUAUACUUGGAUCUUUUGGUAAGAUGUUAAAAAGACAUUAAUUAUCCCCUUUUUAUUCACGUGGGGGCAAGUAACAAACUAAAUACAAGUAUCUCAUUUAUGGCAAGAUUCAUGCAGGGGAGAAAAAACAUUCUACUCUGUUCUUUUAAUCAUGCUUGAAUCAAUUUUAUAAUUAACUAAAUAUCCCACCACACCGAUGUGGAAGGACCAGUUAUUACUUCUGCAGCCAGAAAAGCAUUAAAAUAUUCUAGGAGAUACAUAUUCAAAGUACACGCUGUAAAAGAAGAUCCUCACGUUUACAAAGACAGGUUAAUCAAUUGUCACUACUGAGGGAAAUGUGGAUCGAGCAAGACAGCCUCUGGGAAAUGCAGGAAGGGAAGGGGGCGUGGAGGGAGGAAAGGUGAAACUAGAGGCACUACUGCCUAGCCAUUGGUCAGAUUCAGAUCCGCAUCACCAUUGGUUGAACAGACCAUGUUAAUUUUUUAGCCAAUCACAAAUUACAUUAGCAGUCAUACGGACAGGAUAAAAGGACAGAAAUGGGGGCGCUAUUACGUUGCCUGGGUAGCUUUAUAACAUUGUGCGUUUGGUAGUUGUUACUAGAGAGCAGAUUACGAUGUCAGGCCGAGGAAAGCAGGGCGGUAAGGUGCGAGCUAAGGCAAAGUCUCGUUCCUCGCGGGCUGGGCUGCAGUUCCCGGUGGGCCGUGUGCACCGCCUGCUCCGUAAAGGCAAUUACGCUGAGCGGGUGGGGGCUGGAGCCCCAGUCUAUAUGGCCGCGGUGCUGGAGUAUCUGACUGCUGAAAUUCUGGAGCUAGCUGGCAACGCUGCUCGUGAUAACAAGAAAACCAGGAUCAUCCCCCGUCACCUGCAGCUCGCCAUCCGUAACGACGAGGAGCUCAACAAACUGCUUGGGAAAGUCACGAUCGCUCAAGGGGGUGUUUUGCCCAAUAUCCAGGCUGUGCUGUUGCCCAAGAAAACUGAAAGUCAUAAAGCCAAAAGCAAAUGAAACUGACCAAGAAAGGUGAACACUUCAACUUCAAUACUAACCAAAGGCUCUUUUCAGAGCCACCUACUGUCUCAUGAAAAGAGUUGCAUGUCAUCAAACAGAAGGAGUAGCCCUGUUUGUUAAAUAGAAAACUCCCCAUUUAGUAUGGGUCGUCAAAAUAAAACCCUUAAACAUUUAUUAGUGAUUCUCUUCUCCCCCUCUCCUCCAUUACUUUUCAUGAGUAAUGGAAGCCCCUUCGGGGGAGGGGAAACCAGGCAUCAAGCCUUUGUUUUUCCAGGUUCCAUAAAUAUCGAUGGGGUAAAACAGAUUAUAUAGUAAACCAACGAGAAAAAUAAAUACUAAUUCAAUAGAAAUAAGUGAUUAUGGUGAAUUCUAUGUUGAAUCCAUCCUGUUUGACUAU
Messenger RNA from Malaclemys terrapin pileata, 1620 nucleotides. Its product is annotated as histone H2A.J. Gene Ontology annotation, cellular component: nucleosome. The record is from RefSeq and is a predicted model, not a curated record. The transcript has a single exon. Lineage: Eukaryota; Metazoa; Chordata; Testudines; Emydidae. The coding region runs from base 831 to 1220 and encodes 129 amino acids. Gene Ontology annotation, molecular function: protein heterodimerization activity; structural constituent of chromatin; DNA binding.